Messenger RNA from Ceratotherium simum simum (southern white rhinoceros), 555 nucleotides. Lineage: Eukaryota; Metazoa; Chordata; Mammalia; Perissodactyla; Rhinocerotidae. The record is from RefSeq and is a predicted model, not a curated record.
GCAGCCGGGCCCGUGUGGCAGGGCUCGGAGAGCAUUCGUGUGGUGUGGCGCCGGCAUGGGCCUGCUGAGCGGGGUGGCCCGCUGCCUGGUGCGGGGCGCCGACCGGAUGAGCAGGUGGACCAGCAAGCGGGGCCCGCGCACCUUCUGCAAGGGCCGCGGUGCCAAGGGCACCGGCGUCCACGGCCGCGGCGGGAAGUUCGUGCAGGUCCGGGAGAUGGUCCCGGAGCUGGUGGUGCCCGACCUGGCCGGCUUCCGGCUCAAGCCCUACGUGAACUACCGCGCCCCGGCCGGCGCGGACGCGCCCCUGACGGCCGAGCAGCUCUUCCGGGACGCGGCGGCUCCUGCCAUCGAGAGGGACUUCCGGGACGGCACCUUCGAUCCCGAGCGCCUGGACAAGUACGGUUUCGAGCCCACCCAGGAGGGCAAACUCUUCCAGCUGUACCCCAAGAACUUCCCGCGCUAGGAGCGGGGCGGCGCCGGGCCCGAGCGGCGGACUGCGCCCCGCCGCCCUCACCGGCGUCCUCACCGGCCUGCGUCCCCGCCGCCCUCACCGGC